Phialemonium atrogriseum is the source of this 324-nucleotide messenger RNA. RefSeq lists its product as uncharacterized. The transcript has 3 exons. Bases 1 to 324 code for a protein of 107 amino acids. The record is from RefSeq and is a predicted model, not a curated record. Lineage: Eukaryota; Fungi; Ascomycota; Sordariomycetes; Cephalothecales; Cephalothecaceae.
AUGUUUGACACUGACGUUGCAUACUUGAUCAAAGGCACUGACAUUGAUCGGCCACGCAACGGCAUGACCCUCAGCCACAACCUCCACCUCUUCUUUGGCGACUUCCAGGUGUUCUUCGAGCCCGUCCCGGACCAGCCGCCGCACACCUACCGGAUCGGCACCUUCCUCUCACGCUUCACCGUGGGGUCGACCCUCCCGACCCCCGCCUCCUCACGAUCCAUAGUGCCGUCGCUCACAUCCUCCACCUCUCUGCGGCAGCUGCAAGCGGCCUCCCUUAAUACCAAGGGCACUAAUAUGUUCCAAAAAGGCUCCGUGCCUUUCUGA